AUGGCCUCGGAGCGUCAAGCACACCGUUCCAUCUCCUCGUGCAUCCUCCUCGUCGCGGUCGUCCUGCUGCUCAGCGCUCCCGGGGCAUCUGCUAGUUGCUACAAGCGCAUCUUCGCCUUCGGCGACUCCAUCAUCGACACCGGCAACUUCGCGUAUUCGACCGGCAGCGCUCCAAACGCGUUGAAGGAGUUCCCAUAUGGGAUGACCUUCUUCCACCACCCCACAGGCCGCGUCUGUGACGGGCGCGUCCUCCUUGAUUUCUACGCGCAAGCGCUGGGUCUGCCGCUGGUACAGCCAAGCUUGCCCGAGCAGAGAUCGGGACAAUGCACAUUCGGUGCCAACUUCGCAGUGUUUGCUGCCACGGCGCUUCCCCCGGAGUACUUCAAAAGAUGGGGUAUUGGUAUUCCCGGGUCUGCCAACCUGGGCAUGCAGAUGGGCUGGUUCAAAGAAGUGUGCCACGUAGGACGGGGCUGGUGUGUGGGCGUUGGAGAUUUUGCCCACACGUUCGCACCACGCUUUAUCAGCGUCCAAGAAGUAUUACAACGGAUAGCACCAGGGCCCGGUGCAAGGAGACUCCUGGGAGAGUCUCUCAUCAUAUUGGGCGAGAUCGGUGGCAACGACUACAACUUCUGGUUACUCAACAAUAAUAAUACUCGUGAAACAGCCUACCAGUUCAUCCCAGACGUAGUCAACCGCAUCAUCAGUAUUGCUCAGGAGCUCAUCGACCUCGGCGCGAAGACGAUCAUGAUCCCGGGGAACUUCCCCAUCGGGUGCGUGCCCAAGUACCUGAACGACCACCAGACGGGCAACCGUGCAGACUACGACCAGUUCGGCUGCCUCAGGUGGUACAACGACUUCUCCAUGAGGCACAACACAGCGCUGUCCAACGAGGUCAACAGGCUCAGGGCGCGGCAUCCAUGGGUGAAGCUCAUCUACGCCGACUACUUCGGCGCCGCCAUGGAAAUCUUCAAGAACCCACACAGAUUUGGUAUCGGUGAUCCUCUGGUGGCAUGCUGUGGCGGCGGUGGCCGGUACCACGUCGGGACAUGUGACAAGCACUCCGCUAUUAUGGGUUCCCCGGCUAACUGCGCCAAUUGGGACGGCAUCCACAUGACUGAGAAGGCCUACAACGUCAUCGCCGAUGGGGUGUUGCAUGGGCCGUACGCGCACCCGCCGCUGUUGCAUUCUUGCUGGAGUUGUUGA
This is a messenger RNA of Triticum dicoccoides, 1203 nucleotides long. RefSeq names its product GDSL esterase/lipase At1g28600-like. The coding region runs from base 1 to 1203 and encodes 400 amino acids. Gene Ontology annotation, molecular function: lipase activity. Gene Ontology annotation, biological process: lipid metabolic process. The record is from RefSeq and is a predicted model, not a curated record. The transcript is spliced from 7 exons. NCBI's taxonomy places the organism in Eukaryota, Viridiplantae, Streptophyta, Magnoliopsida, Poales, Poaceae.